AUGACGACGGCGCACCGACCUACUUGGCAUCAGGCGCUUGGAGGCGAGCACCAAGGUGGCAACCGCCUCGUCGCGACGCGGAAGGUGUCUGCCAAGGACCAGCCUGGGAAUCUGACGCUGAAGACGCGCAAAGCUGCGCAGGCCCCCCAGACUUCUGACCGCAGCGAGCUUCGGGCGCAGCUGGAAGCCAAGGAGAAGAAGGCUCUCGUGGACCGCAAGAAGGCAGAAUCGACGCUGACGGCUCUUCCAGCGGACUACGAUAAUCCCUUCCCCGAAGACGCCGACGAUGUGGACGCGCCGGCGCCUCCGUCAGAGGCCUCUUCAGAUGACGACGAUGACAGCGACGAGGAGGAGGCUUUGCUCAGAGAGCUGGAAAAAAUUAAGAAAGAGCGAAUGGAGGAAGAGCGAGCCAAGCAAGCUGCGGAAGAGAAGAAGCGUCAGGCAGAGCAGCAGGAGCGCAUGCUGCGCGCGAAUCCUCUUCUCAUGGGAGAAGGCGGCGGCGCAGUCAAGAGGCGGUGGGACGACGAGGUGGUCUUCCGGAACCAGGCGAAAAACGAGCCGAAGGCCAAGCGACAGUUCAUCAAUGACCCAGUGCGAAGCGAGUUCCACAAGAAGUUCCUCAGCAAGUACAUUUGGUAG
This is a messenger RNA of Besnoitia besnoiti, 639 nucleotides long. Its product is annotated as Cwf15/Cwc15 cell cycle control protein. The transcript has 6 exons. Gene Ontology annotation, cellular component: catalytic step 2 spliceosome. Gene Ontology annotation, biological process: mRNA cis splicing, via spliceosome. Bases 1 to 639 code for a protein of 212 amino acids. Lineage: Eukaryota; Apicomplexa; Conoidasida; Eucoccidiorida; Sarcocystidae. The record is from RefSeq and is a predicted model, not a curated record. Gene Ontology annotation, molecular function: RNA binding.